This is a messenger RNA of Chelonia mydas (Green sea turtle), 7476 nucleotides long. RefSeq names its product mucin-17-like. The record is from RefSeq and is a predicted model, not a curated record. The coding region runs from base 246 to 5549 and encodes 1767 amino acids. NCBI's taxonomy places the organism in Eukaryota, Metazoa, Chordata, Testudines, Cheloniidae. The transcript has 13 exons. Gene Ontology annotation, biological process: visual perception.
GUAGCCAAAGCAUCACGGGAAAACUUGCAUUCCUCCUCCUUCUCGUUCUGGUGGGAAGAGGUUUCACAUGGAGAGGUGCAAAGUGGGUUAAUGAGGAACCUGGCCAUCUGGGACUCAGCAGGUACUUCCUGCCUUGCAUUCCCAUCCCCCAUGCCAAUGAAAUAAAAGAGCAGGCCUAUGGUCUGCUGCUUUGUACCCUUCCCCUUUGUGUGGGUGACUGGUCAGUAGCUCUAAGCUGAGCUGCCAUGAUGAGAUUGCCCAUGAUAAAUCAUGGAGCAGGACCGCCACAUAUGGAUAAGUCUUCAGGGCAAGACACUACAAUGGCUUCCCCAAGAAGGAGAAAAAGCACCAUGAGAGUAACCCCAUGCCCUGCCACUGCCUUAGUGACUGUUGCCAAAAGGCAUAGAUGGCAAAUCAUAUUGGCUACAGUGACCUGCUUUCUCGCUUGUACCAUUGCAUGUAAUGAAGGGUCUUCAGCUACUCCUUGUCAGAACCCUCUUGGCACUGUGCCUACAACUUUACCCUUGCAGCCUGACUUAUUGCUAUCCCAGAAUGCUACUGGUGGCAUCUUGAUGAAACCCAACAAAUACUUACUGAACCACAUUGUAAAAGGGCAAACUGACUUGCGUGCUGCUGGGGAAAAGCAACGUGCUAGAAGCUUAUGGGCAGACUCUGUAGGCACCACAGACCAACUAAGCCUCCCAGAAGCCAAAUGGCGUGACUUAAGCCGGAUCUCUGCACUUGCAUUCAAGCUUGAUGGAAAAGGGAGCCUGCAUUAUAAAUUGGGAGCUGCCAAGAAAGAUAAGAAUGGCAUUGACUCUAAGACUCUGAGACUUGAAACUUCUCUGGCUCUUGAUGCGCUAGCCAAAAUGACAGGCUUCUCUUCUAAGCUUUCCCCUAAGGGGCUACAGGCAUCCUCUAAGGAGGACCUGAUGUUCUCCCCACAUGCAUCUAAAGCCGUGGAAGUUGGCACAAUGGACUCUAAUUACCCUGCAAUGGUACCUGGUACUCUGUCCCAAGCACAAUCCCUUCUAAUAGAUGCAGACUUCUUGCAGUAUGACUCAUUGCACUCUGCUCCAAAGGCAUCUACACAGCCCUUAAAAGUUUCUCCAGAUACUGCCUCCGUUGCUCAGUCAAGUCCAAACUCUGGCUUGAAGCAACAAGCUGCUGUAGACAGUCUCACUAGUGAUGCCUGGGGUCUGUAUAAAAUGACCCACUUUGCCACACUAAUGGCUCCCAGCACUAGCCUAGAUCAGAGAGCCACUAGAAGUAGUCCCACUAGUGUCUUGCCUAAAUUCCUGGCCUCUGCACCUCCAACGUAUAGGGCUAGCAAAGAACUUUCCUAUUUAAUGUCACUGACCACAAGUCCUACCAUGCCAGCCAGCCCAGCUGUUCCCACCCAGGAUAACUUAACCAUGAGUACCAACUUCCCGGAGUCCACAUCUCUGGAAGCAACUAACAUUGGCCCUACAGAACUGACCACCAGUAGGUGGCCAGGUUCUUCCCCCAUAUCAACUGGUGUGGCUGCUCAUCAACCUGUGGAGCCAGUGUGGCUUGGUACUGUCCCUGGGACACAGCCAGGGUCUCUGACACCAUCUCCUCCGUCAGGAGAAAGUUUCUUGGCUACAUCCCCCAGUGUAACCAUGCCCAACCAGGAACACCGUCCCUCUGAACUAUCUGAUGUGACGAAAUUCAUGUUGAGUGCUCUUCCUGUUAGUAUGUCACAAUCCACUAACCUGCUCCCAGCCCCAGUAUCUACAACAAGACUGCCCUCUGCCAAACCAAUGGCCAGUACCUCAGCUUCUGCACCACUGCAUGUGGGUGACCUGAGCCACUUCACAGAGCACCCAUCUCCUGGGCCCCUUACUGUUCCAGACACCUUAGCAGGCCGCACUGAACGGGUAGAGACUGAGGAGCAGUUUACUGCAGCUGUACUGAUGGCUGUCUCACCCACUGUUAGAGAGUCAAUUAAUUGGCCAAUGCUACCUGUACAUGUCAGCACUACUGCACAAUCUCCUCCCCCAUCUGGUGCUCCAGUCUCACCACUAAAGGUAACUCUUCCUGGUGUGGUGCAUGCAAGUUCAGUAGAAGUGUCGUCUGGGUUUUCUUCACAGAGUGGUGUAGGGAGAUCUAUCCCUACCGCUCUGUCAGGACACAGUGGAACAAGGGCUCACAUACCGUUAGUUCCCAAGCCAGCCACUGCUGAGCUGGGCCAGCUGCUAGUUCUAACUACUAGUUUAUCAGGAUUAUUAGACCUUCCAGCUGACCGUGACACUCCAAGUUCUCUGGUGCUGGAAGAGACCUUUCCUGAGGCCUCUUCAGAACAGACCAUUGUCCCUGGAGUCCCUCAUAAUCUAGUAACUAGCUCUAACACUCUCACUGAUGUUGCAGUCAGUGAUAUGACUCAGCUGACUGGAGGUGUUACAGAGGGUCCCCCUUCAGUUGCAGCUGGAGUUGGCCUUUCCUCAGCCACACAUCCCCUUGAUCAUCUCAAACUUGAUGCAGAGACUGCCAGCACUUCCUCUACAGAGAGAAUCCUGCCAGUGGGACAGCUGGGUCAUAGACUGAAAGAGCACACUACUGAAAUAGCAUGUACUGGUUCUGAUUCCACUAGUUGUCCAACCUGGGUGUCUGUUGACCUUAGUACAGCUGUGGAACAAAAGGGUUCUCCUAGCCUUGCUAUUACACAUGCUCCUGCCAAUCUAACAAGAGUUUCUCCCUCUCAGGAAUCAAUGAGAGGUGUCUCCUCCAAGCCAGACACUCCAGUUGCUGGUACCAGUCAGGCUUUGACCUACUCCACAGUCCUGGCUAGUGUGAAGCCUGUUGCAGGCUUCCUGCAUGAAGACACUACAGCCAAUUCUCUGUCCCAUAUGUUGCCUAUUAGUAAGGGCCCUAGAAGUCAGUCCAGUACUUCUGCUUGCUGCCCUGAGAGAUCCCCUAGUGUCUCAAGAGCCAGUACAGCUGCAAACAUUACUAGUGCCACCCUCUACCGGGAAUUAUCUAAAACUGUGAAGUUCCUUGAUAAAGAACAGACUCUGGCAGCUGCUGAAGUAGUGGCUAAAAUGCCUCCUGGCUCCUCAGAGCUCCCGCUGGAAGCUUCAAGUGAUGCUCCAACUACAGAGCUGCUUUCCAGUGCAAGUUCAGCAAAGCCACAAGCUCAACCAGCACGUAAGCAUUACUCACUCCGUAGACCAGGAAUGAGAAGAAGGCUGUCCACCCCAGCUGACUUGGUCUUAUCCCACUCAACCACAUCUCUGCCUAGUGGGACAGACAUCCAGCCAGGGCCAAAGGUGCACACUUCUCCACAGAAUAAGACCUUCCCUUUGUUGCCCUCUAAAACAAGUAGCGAUACAAGUGUCAUAAUGAAGACUGAGACAAACAUCACCCAUUCCACUCCCCUGUACCUAAACAGAACAGGGCUAGCAUUGCUUGCUGGCUCAACCCCUACUGGAAUGGAACAUACUCCAGUGCCUAUAACAGCAGCUGGUGUCCCAGUAGCUUCCACUACAGCUGCAUCAGAAUGGAAGCCCACAUCAGCAACUCUGGGAGAGCACAAAGUCCCAGGUGUGGCUACAAAGGCAGCAAACUUCAGUGGGUUGGCCUCUACUGAGUCUCCAGUCAGUGUUAUGGCACCUGCUGUUGGGUUGACCUCCACAAGCACGGCUGUGUCUAAGGCUACACCAGUCAAAAAUAGAACAGCUGCUCCACUGCCAUCACCUCCAGAGCUAAGUACAACUACACUACUUACUAGUAUAAACCUUACACAGUCUUUUGGGCCCAAUGCUCCCAUUUUCCAGCCCCUCACUGAAGUCAAACCUAGUGUGGUGACUUCCCUUCGUAGUACCCCCAGCAUUCUACCCACAACAAAGACAACUGCCCGGCUCACUAGUGCCAGAACUUCAACCACACCUGGCCUGCAGCUUCCUACUGUACCAAAGACAACUAAGCUGAUGCCUUGGAACAAAACCACUCUAUCAACAUUGCUUAUACCUCCUACAUCAACCUUGUCCACCCGCUUGCUGCUAAUCUCCCAACACAGUUCAACAGCUAAAACAGACCUCAGUGAAUUAACUAGGACAAUGGCUGCAAGAACAAACUUAACCACAGCGGCAGUGACUGCCAAGCAGGUGGCUACAAUCAAAACUGGCCUCAUUUCAAAGCAGAUCCUGCCUGAAUCUGAGGUUCCAACACUGAGCUUCUCCCCUAGGGGAAAGACUGGGUCUGCAACUAGACCUACAUCACCUUCACUGCAGUUGCCUGUGCAUAUCCUAUCUCUGCAGUUCCGUCUUAUUGGAAUCGCUUACACAGAACGCCUGAAGAACAAGUCUUCUGAUGGGUACAAGAAGCUGGAGAAGGAAGUGAAGUUAACUCUAAACAAGAUGUUAUCCAGCUAUGAGAACUUUCUCCAAGCAAACGUUCUCCAGUUUUUGAAUGGUUCCAUCAUUGUUGAGAGUGAGGUUUUAUUCCAGAGAGAUGGCCCUGCUCCCACAAACUCUGACCUCAUCCGCACAGUUGUCACAGAAGUGGAAAGGAAAAUGGACACCUUUUUUGACUGGAGAGUGGAUGUCAAGUCUGUCCGGUCAAAUGGUUUCAGCUUUGAGAAUCUAGAGCCAGAAAAGCUGUCUGUCUCAUUCACUGCUCUGAGACUCGGCUCAAUUGCAGCGUUCGGUGGGGUGAGCAGCCAGAGCUCUCUGGACCAACUAAACAAUGUGGUGGUUCAGUCUCUGGGGACCCUGUACAAAGUGAAGAACUUCUCCUUUGUCAGACUCAGGGACAUCAAAGGUGACCUGGAGAUCAGUGGCAAAGCCUACAUUGACACACAUGCCCAUGCUGAUGUCAGCCAGGUUCUGCAAGCACUGAGGGGUCUUGUUAACUACUCUGUAGACUUGACAACUCUCUCUGUGGAUGAUUCAAGGCUUAGCUUGCAGGUCUUCCCCAUUUCCUUCCUGAUCAACAACAGGACAGUCAAUGAGAAACUGCUGGAUCACUCUUCUGUGGAACACCAGAACCUCACCAGGGACCUUGCUGAUGUGCUGAUGCAUUCCCUGAGGAAAUACCAAGGCCUCCUGCAAGUGGUAAUUCGAGACUUCCUAAGUGGCUCCCUGAUCUGUCAUGGGGAUGUUGUAUUCCAGCACCCUGCCCCAGCCAGUACAGACAUUCUGCAGACUCUUGUUCUUUCAGUUGGUCCAGGUCACAUGUUGGCUGGGUCAGGCUUUCAGGUGGACCCAUAUUCUUUCACAGUGGCAGAUGACCAACUGGAACCUCCCUUUGUGUAUCCAAGUUUCCCUGGAUAUGCCAUGGCAAUUAUUGUCAUGUGUGGCCUUGUUCUAAUUGCCAUUCCCAUUGUGGCUCUGCUGUACCUGAAUUCUGGGCUAUUUGGCUGGCAUGACAAAGCUAUAAUUCAGGGUGGGAGAGACCACGAAGCAGGGACACAGACGUUUGAACUGGAUAAUCAAGGAUUCCGCUCUACCAUUGAAGAGUGCAGGAUGAUGGCAGACAUUCGUACACACCUACAAAACUCUCUGCCAGUGAGUGAAGAUGCAAUAUAAAAGUUCUUCCUCCUGGCUCAUGGGCCUAAAUCUCCAACCUGCUGUAGAAACAGGAAGAUUCAAAGCACUAUCUCUGAUAGGGGUGUCAGUAUUCGUGCUGCUUUCCAAAUGUGAAUGAUUCUAAAAUCCUUGGAUGGAGCAAACUUUCUCAGCUGUAUGAAAUGACAAUUCCAUGUCUGCACCCUAAAUAAACUCUAUCUACACUAUAGAACUAAAAUAGUGGCCGCAACUGGAUUCAUUUUUCCACAUUCUGGAGGGAGGUGGCAGCACCAGGUGUAUCCUGGCUAACUUCUUGGUGGAAGAAAUGACAUCACCUCCCUCCUUGAAGAACAUCAGUGCUGUAGUAAAAGAUUUCUGUGAUGCUUAAAUUGUGCACAGCUCUCUUGUUGAGGACUAGCUGCUCCUUCCAAGGGAACACAAGGAGGCAGACUUCUAUCAACCUGAAAUAACUCCUGGAUGAAGGGCCUCUUGACCUAGCAAGAGUUCUGAUUAGGUAUUCAGUGUGAAUAAUGCCCCCAGCUCUCCCUGACUUAAGCAGAAAUCCCCCUGUGAGAUAGGGAAGUUUUAUUGUAAGCAUGCAUUUGACUUAAUGUUUUAAGUUAUGUUUUAAACUAUCUCCUACUCGUAUCACGGCUUGCUACUGAGUGUCUGUAGCUACAGUGCCAAAACGUUGUCUUCUGAUGGUUGCUGUGACUAGGAGGCUUAAGAUACCUGGUUUCUGUAACUCUGAACCAAGGGCAGUCUUGUGACUGCUUAAACUAGCUGAGCUCUUUGACCAGGGAGGACACUUGUCCUAAGCUUCAAAAGGACAUCAGAUCAUCUCAUUCCCAGACACUCUCGUAGAAGUACUAGUGCAAUCUCUAGGCAACUGCCUCUCAAAGAGGCCUUUAAUUGAGUUAAGAUAAGGUCUCCCAUCUCAGCUUCCUAGAAGUUUUGCUGUGGUUCAGACCUCCCUCCUUGGUCUGUCAUUUCCUGCUUAGGCAAGCCCUCUGGAAGCUGCUAGCAUCCUCCAGUGAGGAUUCCUUCCUCCUCAGCUCCCUUCCAGGCUCCCCUUUUAACCAGAGGACGCUCUUCCCUUAAGAGCAUCCAUGACUUCUUUUUCUCUGGAAGAGUAACUCUUCCAUCUUGUAGGUCUGAGCAAAGACAGAAGAUCCAGCCCAGAUUUGCUUUCACCAGCCAGGUGGUCUCCUGCCCAAGUUAGCUUAUUUGGUGGCAGCAUCCCAGGGAUGUGGAAAUAGCCUGUCAGUUUGAGUCACUAUAAGGCCAUGUCUCCUUAGCCAACAUGUCCUUGAAUGAUAGGCACUUCCAACUUUCUGGGAAAUGUCCCCUGUCAAACUGAGGUGGCAGAAGCCAAAGCAUGUUCUAGAGUAGAUUCUCAGCUUCCUCAGAUUGGUGACCUAGAUUAAGAAGGGUGCUAUUCCAGUACUUGGGAUGCUUCCACUCUUAAGCACCAUGUCCUUAAAGGAAUCUUCUCUUGUGCUCUUUAGAGAAACAGCUGGAUUACCUGGGUAAUGGGGCAGUUACUUCUGCAUCAUGGACUACUUGCAUUUCAAACUCUCAGCAAGUCUGCACUUCUGAGAAACUACUGGUCUAAACAUAAUUAUACAGAAUAAUCUGUUUUCCUUAGAAACUGACUCCUAUUGUAGUCCUCAAUCUCCAUCAGGUUUGUUCAUGGGGUGUUUUUUUUUUUCUGGGGGGGGGGAGGAAGAGUAGCAAACAGUAUGAGGCUGAAUGUAGUAGGGUGACAGUCCACUCCUAUUCAAAGUGCCUGCUGCUGCCAUAUCUGCUGUUGGCAGGGAAAGCUAUUUUUUCCCCUCACAGCAAACUGGUUUAACUUGUGCCCCUUUUUUAUAUGCGUUUCUCAGCUGUGGCAAUCAUUUCAGUGAAUGUGUACUGUGCGUGAUUCUGAAUAAAUGGUCUAAGAAUA